This is a messenger RNA of Penaeus monodon (black tiger shrimp), 930 nucleotides long. Its product is annotated as basic proline-rich protein-like. The transcript is spliced from 2 exons. The coding region runs from base 1 to 930 and encodes 309 amino acids. The record is from RefSeq and is a predicted model, not a curated record. Lineage: Eukaryota; Metazoa; Arthropoda; Malacostraca; Decapoda; Penaeidae.
AUGCAACGAGCCACCAUUACACCCCCAUGGGGGCCCCAAGGGGGAAAUGUCCCUUUUCCCCAGGCCUACCCCCACCACAUGGAUUCCUCACGGGGGUUUACACGUCCGACACAAGGGAUACAAAGGGGUUUACCCCACACCUCAGCCCCCACGCGAGAGGUUCGAGGCCCCGGGGUCUCUUUCAGCUUGGGUCCCCCACCCUGCUCCCCGCCCCCCCCCCCCGCCGGGCGACGCGUCCCCGGCCGCCUGCCCACAGGGCCCCGAGCCCCAUCCCUCGCCCCGGCCACACUCCAGGCCGCCCCGGCUCCCUUCCCACCUUCAAGGCCCCUUCUGCACGCCGAGGCCAGGCAAAGGGGCCCGCCGCGCGGCGCCCAGAAACCCUUCCGGGCCCCGACACCGCGCGUGCCCGAAAAACACCACAAACCUCACUUCGGGGCCGAGAAAAGCACUGGAGGGGCCCGGGGCCCGGGCACUCUGGCGGGCGGGGGGGGCGCAGGCCUUGGCGGCGCCCAGGCCAAGCCGCCGCCGAGGCCCCGCCCCGACCCCUACCCGUCCCCUCCCGGCCCCUGCCGCCCGUGCCCCCCUCCACCUCGUGCCCUCCCUGCCCCCGGGCCCCAGGGGCACGCGGGGGGGCAGGGGCCCAUCCCGGCGCGGGCCACGCUGGGGGCGCGGGCCGGGACAGGGGCCGGCAGGAGGGGAGCGGCCCGGGCUGGGGGCGCCGGGCCCGCCGUCAGCUGUUUUUCACACCACCUGCCCCUCGGCCGCCCGUGCCCCGCACGCCCCCCGCGGCCCCUCCUCCACGCCCAGCCCUUACCUCUCGCCUCGCCCCCCGCCCGGCUGCUGCUCGCGGCCGCGGGGGGGCAAAAGGGCCCGAAAAAGAGCGCAAAGAGGCGGACUCGGCGCCGAGACCGCCGAGCAGGGGGGCCCUAG